Messenger RNA from Strongylocentrotus purpuratus (purple sea urchin), 302 nucleotides. Its product is annotated as dynein light chain LC6, flagellar outer arm. Gene Ontology annotation, biological process: cilium assembly; microtubule-based process. The record is from RefSeq and is a predicted model, not a curated record. The transcript has a single exon. Gene Ontology annotation, cellular component: cytoplasmic dynein complex. NCBI's taxonomy places the organism in Eukaryota, Metazoa, Echinodermata, Echinoidea, Camarodonta, Strongylocentrotidae. The coding region runs from base 16 to 285 and encodes 89 amino acids. Gene Ontology annotation, molecular function: dynein intermediate chain binding; dynein light intermediate chain binding.
AUAUUGACUGUCAUCAUGUCUGAGCGCAAAGCCGUGAUCAAGAAUGCUGACAUGCCCGAGGACAUGCAGCAGGACGCAGUGGACUGCGCCACCCAAGCCCUCGAGAAGUUCAACAUCGAGAAGGACAUCGCCGCCUACAUCAAGAAGGAGUUCGACAAGAAGUACAACCCGACCUGGCAUUGCAUCGUCGGCCGCAACUUCGGCAGCUACGUGACGCACGAGACCAAGCAUUUCAUCUACUUCUACCUCGGACAAGUGGCGGUGCUUCUUUUCAAGUCGGGAUGAUGGCUUCGUGUCUUACU